Messenger RNA from [Torrubiella] hemipterigena, 777 nucleotides. Lineage: Eukaryota; Fungi; Ascomycota; Sordariomycetes; Hypocreales; Clavicipitaceae. The record is from the annotation of a GenBank genome assembly.
AUGUCUUCGACGCCGUGGGAUUUCAUCGCCAAACUUGUAUGCAUAGGCGACUCGGGCUGCGGCAAGUCCAGUCUCACCAUCCGCCUGUGCGAGGGGCGCUUCUCUCCCCAUCACGACGUCACCAUUGGAGUCGAAUUCGGUUCCCGCAUCGUCCCCGUCGGCCCUCCCCAUUCGAAACCGGCUCCUGCUCCGAAAUCAAUAACGACAACCGAUGACGCAGACUCCGAUACGCUGUCGCAGGGCUUGCCGGAACCGCCCCGCGAUACGAGCAAAACGCCGCAGAAGCACAUGAAGCUCAGCCUCUGGGACACGGCGGGCCAAGAAACCUACAAGUCGGUGACAAGAUCGUACUUCCGCGGCGCUAGCGGAGCGCUGCUCGUAUUCGAUCUCUCUCGCAAACAGACCUUUGAGCAUGUUACCGAUUGGCUCAACGACCUGCGCCAGAUCGCGGAGCCGGACAUUGUCGUCAUCCUCGUGGGCAACAAGGCCGACUUGACCCAGCAGGCAAAUAACAAGCGCGAGGUGACAAGGCAGGAAGCAGAGGAGUGGGCGAAGCGCAACGGAGUCAUGGAGUACGUCGAGACUAGCGCCAAGAGCGGCGAAAACGUCGAAAUGGCCUUUAUGCGUGUCGCCGAUAGAAUAUACCAGAAUAUUCAGGCCGGCAAGUACGAUCUCAACGACAGACGGUCUGGCGUCAAAGGUCCUAGCGCCGGUGGCAAUCGUCAGGUCCGGUUAGCUGCUGAAGCAUCCAAGGCUAUCACCGGCGGAUGCUGCUAA